Messenger RNA from Emericellopsis cladophorae, 2070 nucleotides. RefSeq lists its product as uncharacterized. NCBI's taxonomy places the organism in Eukaryota, Fungi, Ascomycota, Sordariomycetes, Hypocreales, Bionectriaceae. The coding region runs from base 1 to 2070 and encodes 689 amino acids. The transcript has a single exon. The record is from RefSeq and is a predicted model, not a curated record.
AUGGAGACGCCUACACAGAUGCAGCGACAAGGUCUGCCCUUUGUCUCGGAACUUCGAGAAGUACUGGACGAUCUUGAUCGCAAAUUGGAGGUAUACCGCAAGGGCCUUGUGGCUGAUUUUGGGCAUCGAUAUCAGCAAACACUGGGCGACGUUGAGCCUUCUCUCGCACGCGAGGUCAACCAGUCUCUUGCGCUCAGUGUCGACGCCGACUAUCCCGGUUUGGCGCCCGACCUCAAGACCUGGCUCAUUCAGCAAGGUGCCAGCCGCGAGCAGCCGCUCGAUUCUGAUGCUGACAUAGCCUCCACGCGGCCUGAGCUUGUUAAUACGAGCUCGUCGCACCCGCCAUUGAGUGACCUGGACCUGGAUCAGGACAGGCACCAGCUAGUGAGCGCAGGAUCCCCGCUGUCUCCGAGCGCGGCCUUCGGCGCUGCUCUAACGCCAACGGGCGCAACUCUGUCGUCGGGCGAUCCUCAUGAGCGUGAAAAGGAAUUCCAAGGCCUCUUCACUCCGUUUUUCCUGCCAUUGCUUGACAGUUCAGGCCCCAUCAACAACCACCUACAGCCACUUACAUCAUCACUGCCGACAAUCGCUACCAGUCCUUCUCUCAGCCAGACAGACGAUGCUGCCAAUGGCAUAAGUAACGAUUUAUCGAUAAGCGUCAAGAAGGCCAAUGAAGUAACGGCCCAUCGCCUGCAGGGUCAAGACAUGGAGGGGCCAAGCGAUACCGGGGGUAUCAGGCGAGCCUUGUCGGACUUACAGCCAGAAGCAAGGCUGAGCUCGUCGUCGUCGCCGCCUCUUACCCGACCUAUCCACGGGCGUUCAGCUACCGACGACACAAUAUCCUCGACAUUAUCAUCGGCCCUCUCAGACAGGAGUGACAGCACGACCGCACGGCGAAGCGCACUGCGCCGAUCUUCGAGUGUUUCCAAGCACAAUCACCAAAGUCCACGACGUGUGCGCUUCGAGUUCAAGGGCGUGGAGAUCCUCCCGACCGCUUCGCCGCAGCCUUCCGACUACCUUACCCCCGGACCAUCCUCACCUGUCAAUGCAGACCAGCCACGCUCCUUUGAUGAGAUUGUGGGAGACAACGCUACUGGCGAGCAAGAAGAGCCCACAAAGCCGGUGCCGCCCCGCAAGAUAUCGUCUUCAGAGGCCCUCCGAGCAAUGUCCAGGACGCCGCUGGACGAAGGUACGGUUUGGACAUUGGUGAAUUCAGAUUCCGAUAAUCGGGGCGACGAAAUAAUCGACCAGACGCUCAAUGUAUCUGCGGCAGGGACAAUGGAGGCCAAGACGUCAUCUGUCGAUCCGCCAGACACCGGGGUCCAUAGCGUUUCCUCUGCUCCCGACGCCAAUGCUACCGAAGAGGGCUUCAGGGUCGAGCCUCAGAGCGAUGACUCCUCUGACGAGGAUUUCUUGUCCAUUGGAAAGUCUAGGUCAUUUGAGGGGAAGAGGCCAGUGAAGCAGAUGAAGACGUCCAUACCGGCGUCUCCCUCCAGAAGGGCAGCGGUCCCGACGCCAGAACCAUCGGCUGGUCAGGAGGCGCCCAAAUUUUCCGAAGAAGAAAGAGACGAGAAGGACCACACAUCAUCGGAAGAUUACGAAGCCGAAGAGGAAGAUGACAUGUUCUAUUUCGAGGGUGGACGUGGCCUCAGUGCCCCUCCUCGACCUCGGCGUCGUCCACCUCCUCUCCAAAACGAUGAACCCGAACCGUCGUCACCAGAGCGCGACAAUGAACCUGUGCGCACCCCACAAGUGGCUUCGCCAGGUGUCCCCAUUGCGAGAUCAGCGGGCUCGGGGCCGGCUACGCCGACCACCUCGCGCUUCCAGGUUGGAUCUCUGGGAUCGUACAAAGGCCGGCCUGUGGUGAUGCCGAUUGUCAAGAACCCCGAGCUGCAUGCCCAAGCUGAAACACUGGGCGAGUUCGACACAUUUGUUGGUGGCGUGGAAGAAGGCCAACUAUACAGCUACCGCGCCAGUCUGGUUCAAAGCACGUUUACCGGAGAGCCUCGCAGCUUAUCAGAGCGAAUGAUGGUGGAAGAUGCGCGAGAAGGGACAGGACAAAGUUCGUAG